CCACUUAGCCACAAUAAGCCAUAAAAACACAAUCUUUAGGAUAUACAGAGAUGGCUCAGUGCACAUCUCCAUCUCUAGCCCCUCUCUGUUUCUUUAUCAUGCUAUACAUUUCUACUUGACUGUAAUGAAUGCAUGCUUUGAAAUUCAUCUUCUUGGGAGAAGAUGACUUCAUAUGAAACAAAUUUUCCAUUAGCUUUAGAUGCUUUGUAUUGUGAGGAGGAACAUUGGGAUAAUGGAGAAGUUGAAAACAGAGACAUAUGUUUCAUAGAAGAAGAGAGCACAUUUCUUGCUGAUUUUAUAAGCUGUAAACGUUCGGUGGUGUUAUUGGAACAUGAUUUGUUUUGGGAAGAUGAGGAGUUUAGUUCUUUGUUGUCUAAAGAGCAGGAAAAUGAACUGUAUAAUGGGAUUCAAGAAAACCAAUCUUUGGCCAGGGCUAGAGGAGAGGCAGUGGAAUGGAUACUUAAGGUCAUUGAAUAUUACUCAUUUUCAGCUCUCACUGCGGUUCUUUCAGUUAACUAUUUGGAUAGGUUUCUCUGUGGCUUUCAGUCACACAGCGAGAAGCCAUGGAUGACUCAAUUAGCAGCAGUGGCCUGUCUUUCUUUGGCUGCAAAAGUUGAGGAGACUCAAGUGCCUCUCCUUUUAGAUUUCCAAGUGGAAGAGUCUAAAUAUGUGUUUGAGGCAAAAACUAUUCAGAGAAUGGAAAUUUUAGUUCUGUCCACACUGCAGUGGAAGAUGAAUCCAGUUACCCCAAUUUCAUUUCUUGAUUACAUAGCAAGGAGGCUGGGAUUAAAGAGCAACUUGUGCUGUGAAUUUCUCAGGAGAUGCGAGUGCUUGCUUCUGUCAAUAAUUUCUGAUUAUAGAUUCUUGUGUUAUCUGCCUUCUAUACUAGCCAAUGCCACAAUGCUGUACGUUAUCAGUAGCUUAGAGCCUUGCAUUGGAGUGGAGUAUCAAGAACAACUAUUAGGCAUUCUUGGAAUCAACAAGGGCAAACUGGAGGAAUGCUGUAGUCUAGUACAGGAGGUGGCAACAAGAAUUCAGUUCCAUUCACUCAACAAAAGAAAAUUUGGAUCAUUCCCAGCGAGUCCCAAAGGGGUUGUGGAUGUUUCAUUUAGCUUUGAUAGCUCCAAUGAUUCAUGGGCAGUGUCUUCAUCAGCAGCUACAUCAGUUUCUUCCUCACCAGAGCCUCUAUCCAAGAAAAUCAAGAAUCUGCACAAUCCAAAUGAAGUGGAUACUUUUUAGCUAUUCCCACCAAGUCUAUGACCCUUCUUCAUUUCCUAAUUUCAUGUCACCAUAUAUAUAUGAUGAUGAUGAUGAUGAUGAUGAUGAAUAAGAUUUUAUCUGUUAUGUAUUAAAUUGCCUACCAUCUUUCUGCUCCAUGGUUAUUAUUGUUCUGUGAAGAUGGUAGGCGUUUUAUCAUCCCGGAUGAAGCCAAGAAUAUGAACAUAGAAUUGCAGAGUAUUUUUAUUUCUAUUUAUGGUUAUCUUUUUAUUUUAAGUA
Messenger RNA from Olea europaea var. sylvestris, 1497 nucleotides. RefSeq names its product cyclin-D3-1-like. Gene Ontology annotation, biological process: regulation of cyclin-dependent protein serine/threonine kinase activity; mitotic cell cycle phase transition. Gene Ontology annotation, molecular function: cyclin-dependent protein serine/threonine kinase regulator activity. Gene Ontology annotation, cellular component: cytoplasm; nucleus; cyclin-dependent protein kinase holoenzyme complex. NCBI's taxonomy places the organism in Eukaryota, Viridiplantae, Streptophyta, Magnoliopsida, Lamiales, Oleaceae. The transcript is spliced from 4 exons. Bases 163 to 1239 code for a protein of 358 amino acids. The record is from RefSeq and is a predicted model, not a curated record.